This is a messenger RNA of Schistosoma curassoni, 405 nucleotides long. NCBI's taxonomy places the organism in Eukaryota, Metazoa, Platyhelminthes, Trematoda, Strigeidida, Schistosomatidae. The record is from the annotation of a GenBank genome assembly.
AUGCCUAUAGAACAAUUAUUAGUUCAAUCUAUUGAUGAACUUGCUAGUCAAAUUGAAUUAGCUCAUCAAAAUAGGCGUCAUGUGUUCGUUUAUUUUUCUGGUUCAACUGAUAUGAACACUGGGGAUAGUUGGUCGGAGGAUUGUUGUAAAUGUGAAUCUAUUCUAGAAAGUACGAUUAGAGUUACUAAAGAUAGUGAUUUAUUUUUGAUGGUUGAAGUUGGCAACGAAAAGGAGUGGAAUGAUUCUAAUAACAAAUUUCGAAUUCAUCCACUUUAUCAAGUGAAAGAGUUGCCUACAUUACUAUCAUUAUCAUUUUUAAACGGACAAAAACAUAUAGUUAAUCGUCUUGAUGGUAAAUCAUGCUUAGAUUCAACAAAUGUGCAAAAUUUAUUUGAAGGCAAUUGA